Molecule: messenger RNA, 2183 nt
Organism: Paramacrobiotus metropolitanus
Lineage: Eukaryota; Metazoa; Tardigrada; Eutardigrada; Parachela; Macrobiotidae
Exons: 7
Coding region: 515-1561 (348 amino acids)
Biological process (GO): cellular response to oxidative stress
Cellular component (GO): cytoplasm
Molecular function (GO): quinone reductase (NADPH) activity
Source: RefSeq, a predicted model, not a curated record
UGUUUACAAAAGGUUUACAGUAAGUACAUUUUGCAUGUUGCCCGCACUGUAAAAAUUACUGUGAUACCUGCUUCUGAUCAUAGAGAUGAUGCCGAAUUUAUGCAUCACCAAGUGCUUCCAUUACGUCAAUGCCAUUCCAUGAGAUAGAUUGAUAUUACGGUCAGACCGGUCCAGUUCCUCUAAUAUUAUUACAGGCUUUACAGCGCAAUCAUCCUGCAAUCUUUCCAUUGAAAAGAAAGAAGAACAACAGCCAAGCUUCACGCUACUCUGACUAAUGUUCUGGAACUGUUGAGCGUGUGAUCUGGAUUGCUGCCUUGUACUGUGCUGUUGUCAGAAAUCAUUCAUAUUUCUCCGGGACGUCGCGUUAUUCUAUCCUCACGCUGUGGAGCAGCCGUUUCCCUCCUUGUGAUAUCUAAUUGUUGAUUUUCUUUCCACAUCGCUACCUUCAGCUUCGUUAAAACUGGCGACAACGGUCACUUUUGACAGACAAAGUAGUACGGCAAGUACGGGCAGCAUGGUGGGGAUGAGAAAACUCAGCUUCGGAUACUCGGAGGAGCGUCCUUAUUUGGAUUGUGCCAUCCCUGAUUGCCCAAGGGAUGGAAUACGCGUUCGAGUUUGUUAUGCGGGGUUAUGUUAUGUUCCGUCCAUCAGUAACUCUCCAUUGCGUAAAGGAUGUGCUGGAUACAGAAACGGAAAUUUUUUCGAAGGGUUUGAAAUUUCUGGAGUGAUUGAAUGUAUCGGUGAAAGUGUCCUGACUCACGAUCUGUCCGUGGGGGACCCGGUGGCUGUUUUUCCAGAUGCCGAAAUCACAGAACAAGGAUAUGCGGAUUUCGUUGUCGUCAGGAAGUUGAAUAACAUAGUCAAACUUCCCUCCUCGAUCAGCCUUGCCGUGGGGGCUAUGUUACCCACUGGAGGCACACUGGCCAUGUCCACAGUUAUACAUUGUCAGAAAUACUUGGAAGAAGUUGUCAAUGCAAAAGGGCAUUGUAACAUCGUGAUCUUUGGGGCCGGUUCACUGACGCAUUGGCUGAUCCGUCUGCUGCGGUACUCUCACAGUCGGAUUGCCGACCGCAUUCAUAUUAUUGUUGCGUCGGACGAUUGGGAGGGUUUGAAGAUAGCACAAAAGCUUGGUGCGGAAGAGGUGUUGUUUCUGGGAGAAGAUUGCCAUGAGCAGGUUUUAGUGGAGCGAAUGAAAGGCUACGUACGGGGUGGCAUUCAAAUGUCCAUAUGUCUGGCCCACGAUGAACGCCUGCAAAAGCGUUCAGCGGGAUGUCUUAUGGACGGUGGAGUGCUGGUCAUACCAGAAUUCUCAUUGACGGCGGAAAGUGAUCUGGUGGAAAACAAGCAGCUAAGGAUUGUUGAAGUCCCUAAAGGAACUGCUGAAGAUCUUCGUACGCUGGUGCGAAUCAUCAGCCAGGGCCAGAGCCUGCAGGCCAAUCAACCUGCCUACAAAAUUUAUCCGGUUGAGUCGUCUCAGAGGAUUUUUGAGGAGAUGCAAAUGUCGGACAUCAACGAACGUCCGGUGUUGGAAUUCGAGACAGCUGACAGCGUGUUUACGUAGUACUGUUGAUUCCAGCGCCUCAUCUCAACUACAUUCAAGCGCUCUGUAUUUUGUUCCCCAUUAGUUCAGCUUUGAUCGCAUUGUGAUAUCCUCAUUGAUCGCCAUUUAUCUCUGGUGCGUCUUUAUAUGGUGGAUAAGGUGGAGUUCCUACGUACUUACACGAGGAGUCCCUGAAUCGCGGAAGUGUUUAGCGCUACGAGCACUCUCGAGUAUUGCCGGUUAAUCUGGGUUGCACCAAAAAUCAGCAGUGAUUUUUCUCUGUUCGGAGAUUCAGCUUAUUAUUAUCUCCCGUUGGUUAUUUAGACCGGAGAUUGGAUAAUGCUUUUUGGGAAAAAUGAAUAGGCAAACUAACGCGUGUGGAGAUAAGACUCUUUAGGUUUUAAAUAUUAUAUCUGUUAAAGUUGCUGGUGGUCAACCUUUUGUCGGUUUUGAGUGUGGAAUUUGGCACGAAAAUGAAAACGCUGUGCAGGCCGCGGAUAUGUAUGAUCUACGCUACGCUUGCAUGUGUAUUGAUACUGAUGGUUAUGCUGCUGUCGAUGCUACCUAGGACCUACUAUUUACUGUUGUGAAAUUUGUUGUUGCUUGAAGUGUAAAAAAAAUGUGAAAAAUAAUCCGGCGCAGU